AUGAGUAUGAGCGUGACUACAGAACCCACUAACGAUGCUACCACUGUUACAGAAGAAAGCAAAAUGGAAACAGCUGAGAAGACUGAGACGAAACCAGAGGAGGUGGUAGCCGCAGCAGCAGCAGCAGUAGCAGCAGCAGUUCCAGCUCCAGCAGCCCCAGAGGAAGAGGAGGAAGAAGAGGAGUAUGUUGUGGAGAAGGUCCUGAACCGACGAGUGGUGAAAGGGAGAGUGGAGUAUCUCCUCAAAUGGAAAGGUUUCUCAAAUGAAGAUAACACCUGGGAACCUGAAGACAACUUGGACUGUCCAGAUCUCAUCGCAGAGUACCUUCAGUCCCAAAAGAUGGCACAGGAUGGGAAACGAAAGGCAGAGGGAGAUGGUGAUGAAAGCAAAUCAAAGAAGAAAAAAGAUGAUCCUGAGAAGUUGAGAGGUUUUGCUCGAGGACUGGACCCAGAAAGAAUCAUUGGCGCUACAGACUCGACAGGAGAACUUAUGUUCUUGAUGCAAUGGAAAAAUUCUGAUGAAGCAGAUCUGGUCCCAGCAAAAGAAGCAAACGUGAAGUGUCCGCAGAUUGUCAUUUCGUUCUACGAGGAGCGGCUGACCUGGCAUUCGUACCCCACCGAAGACGAGAAAAAGGAUGAUAAAAACUAA
Molecule: messenger RNA, 648 nt
Organism: Knipowitschia caucasica
Lineage: Eukaryota; Metazoa; Chordata; Actinopteri; Gobiiformes; Gobiidae
Source: the annotation of a GenBank genome assembly